Messenger RNA from Oncorhynchus gorbuscha (pink salmon), 3165 nucleotides. RefSeq names its product cannabinoid receptor 2-like. Gene Ontology annotation, biological process: cannabinoid signaling pathway. The coding region runs from base 165 to 1349 and encodes 394 amino acids. Gene Ontology annotation, cellular component: membrane. The transcript is spliced from 3 exons. Gene Ontology annotation, molecular function: cannabinoid receptor activity. The record is from RefSeq and is a predicted model, not a curated record. NCBI's taxonomy places the organism in Eukaryota, Metazoa, Chordata, Actinopteri, Salmoniformes, Salmonidae.
UCUCUCUCUCUCUCUCUGACUGGUUCUGGGGAGUGGAGUUAGAUGGAACUCGGUGGCGCUGUAGCUGAGGUCAUCAGUUUGGUCUGUCUUCUUCCUACACCACAACAGAGCUGACAGAAAAGCAUCCACACAAGAUCUCAGAGCUAACCCCUGACCUGAAAGAGAUGGAUGGAUGGGACAAACCUGUAGGGUCCUCUGUAGGGGCCAUGAUGUCCAAAGACAAUGGCAGCACCCCCACAUCACCUCUGGUCAACCGGUCCUGUGCGGACCUGAAGUGCUAUAUGGUUCUGUUCGAGGCGGAGAAGACAGCCAUCGGCUCCAUCUGUUUCCUGGCCGGACCCUUCACUUUCCUGGAGAAUGCUUUGGUCCUGGGUGUGAUCGCCGCCACGGCCUCCCUGCGCCAGCGCCCCUCCUACCUCUUCAUCGGCAGCCUGGCCCUGGCCGACGUCUUUGCCAGCUGCUUCUUCACCACCAGCUUCCUGGAUUUCCACCUGUUCCACCGCCUUGAUGGCCCCAUCGCCUACCUCUUCAAGCUGGGCGGGGUGACGAUGGCGUUCACCGGCUCGGUGGGAAGUCUUCUGCUGACUGCUCUGGACCGCUAUCUGUGUAUACAUCAGGCGUCGAGUUAUAAAGUGAUGUUGACGCGCCGCAGGGCCCUGUUGGCUCUCCUUGCCCUGUGGAGCGCCACCAUCCUCAUCUCCUUCCUACCUCUGAUGGGCUGGAGGUGCCCCACAGAGCUCAGCCCGCCCUGCUCGCGCCUCUUCCCAUACAUCGACCACCGCUACCUGGCCUGCUGGGUCAGCUUCAUCCUGGUGCUGCUGUCACUCAUCCUGAGCGCCUACGCCCUGAUCCUGUGGAGGGCCAAUCGCCAUGAGGCCUCCAUGACGGGCCUCCAGGGGGCGCCUACCGGUGGUCAGGCCCGCAUGCGGCUGGACAUCCGAUUGGCACGUACCCUGGGCCUGAUUCUGCUCAUAAUGGUGGGCUGUUGGCUGCCGACCCUCUCCUUCAUGCUGGCAGAUAUCUCGGUGCAGCUCACACACACCCAGCAGAGGGCCUUUGCUUUCUGCAGCACCAUGUGCCUGGUCAACUCUGCCGUCAACCCACUGCUGUAUGCCCUGCGCUGCCGGGAGCUGAGGGUGGCACUGAUGCGGCUGUUGGGGGGCCUGAGUGAGGGGCUGGGGUGCUGCCAGAGGCACGUAGGGGGAGACUCGACCACUACCCUUUCCUUAGGCGAGGGCAACAGCUGCAGCGCACACUCCGAGAGUGAGGCGCCCAGACUCCUUGGCUGCCGACCGAACACAGUCUCAGAAAUGGUUGGCAAGCAGCAGCUGGACAUGACUGGUAAAUGAGAAGAGGUGAGAGGCUUACUGUAAUAUCAGGGUUAUUGUAGUGGAGUGUUGUGAACUUGUGUUUCUUCUGUUGUGUUCAUAGCAAUGAGGAGGUAAUGUCUCUAAAAAUGAACUGUGAUAACAGGGACUAAAACAAAGAUAUAGACCAUGUUACCAUAAAUUGUGUUGACCCACCUACAAGCCAAGUCACUACGAGAUAAUAUUAUUUUAUUAUUUGUCCAAGGGACAAAUGUUUUUUUUACAUGGUUUUUACAAACCAAUAGAAAUUAGGGGAAUUAUCCCAAAUUAACACCUUUGGGAAAACAACAGCAUUGUUAAUGUUGGCAGUGCAAAUGUAGAUAACUAUGUGUAUCCUAUGCUUGUUUUAGCUUGAGUGUUUGUCCUUUAGCGUCCAGAAGAGGAUCCUGCCGUGUUCCCAUCUGCACAUAUACACCUGUCCUGAACAGAGGCCCUAUGGAUUGCAAACAAUGUUCUCCACAUGUGACUGCGAGCAGUGUCGAGAUCAGAGGUGUAGGCAAGGCAGAGCCUGAGUGGGUCCACUAAGGGAAAAAAAAGAGGUCCACUCAGAUUUUGAUUUAUUAUUUAUUUUAUUUUUUUAAUGUAAUGCUCUUUACUUGUCAGUGUUCCAAAUGGGAUAUUAUGUAUUUUACCUAAAUAUGCAAACAUAGCAAGCAGUGCACUGGGUUAGUCAGAUUUGAUUAAAUAUAACAAAACAGAUGACCUGGAAUGACAUCACUUGCCAAAAAGAACUAACUGAAAGCCAUACCCCCAAUGAGCAACGAAUAUGACUGCAUUGAGGCAUAUGUCACUGUGCUUCUAUGGCUAUAUGCACCAUGCCACUACCUAUUUCAUUUGUUCAUUUAGCAAACAAGACAGCUCAAAAUCCAGCGCCUUCAUCACAUUCUACACACCUAUAUUUUAGUUUGAAUUUAAAAUAAAAAAUCCUACAUUUUCUCUCAGCCUCAUGGCAAAAUGUGUAGAAUAGCAUUAGAUGAGCUAAAAAAAAUGGCACAUAAACCUCUAAACCCUAUGGCAAAAUGUGUAAAAUAAAAUUGGGGGCCCAGACAAAUUUCUACAGGCCCAACCAACAACAUAUUUCUGGCUACGCCACUGGUCGAGAUGAGUGGGGCACAGGUCAGAAAGAUAGUGAGUCACACAACACAGAGACUAGAACACUCUUUUCUAUAGAACACUAUAAAUAGAAACUAUAGUUCACAAGUCAUUUUAGUAGAUCAAUCACAAAACAAUCAAACACAAAGGUAGAUGUUUUGUCUUGUUAUCAAAAUAACAUAUGAUCUGUCACAUGCUUCUUAAACAACAGGUGUAGACUAACAGUGAAAUGCUUACCCAUGGGUCCUUUUCCAACAAUGCAGAGUUAAAGAUAAAAAUAGAAAUAGUGAUAUGAGGAAUAAAUACACAGUGAAUAAUGAAUAACAAUAACAAGUUCAAACUCUAAGCCAAACUGCACUAAGACAAUUUGGUGUUUACACUGCAGCAUUUGAAACAAAGUGUUGUGUGUUUAUAGAGGACAAGAGGACAAUCCUUCUGAACACAGAUGACAGCCUGAAGACAGGGAGUCUGCCAUUUCAGGUCAGAAAAUAGUGGGGGAAAAAGGACAGACAGCAUGGUUUAUGUGAGGGGGUGAGAUGGCAGAGACUAGAUAGAGAGAGAGUCAUUUCUGGGUAACAAUUAAGUACCUUACUGUGAUUGUUUUCAAUUAAAAUAGUCUAAAAUAAACAAAAAUAGCUUCUUAGCUAAGAGCAAUUUCUCAAGUAAGACUUUUGCUAUGACUGUAUGGGAGUGGUCUGAAUGGGGA